Molecule: messenger RNA, 2190 nt
Organism: Eubalaena glacialis (North Atlantic right whale)
Lineage: Eukaryota; Metazoa; Chordata; Mammalia; Artiodactyla; Balaenidae
Gene: GAS2L3
Product: growth arrest specific 2 like 3
Exons: 9
Coding region: 94-2190 (698 amino acids)
Biological process (GO): actin crosslink formation
Cellular component (GO): actin filament
Molecular function (GO): cytoskeletal adaptor activity; actin filament binding; microtubule binding
Source: RefSeq, a predicted model, not a curated record
UGCCGGCCAGGCACAGAUUGAGCGCGAUGUCGCCCCACAGGGAGUAGUGACCCUCCUGCGCCUGGGCGGAGCAGCGAUAUCAUUUCAGCAUAGAUGACCAUGCUGCCUGCAAUUCAAGUGUGGUUUGGAGAAGACCUGCCUCUAAGUCCACGGAGUCCUCUGACCCCCAGACAUGGGCCAGGUUUGGCUGAUGUUUGUCAGUAUGAUGAGUGGAUAGCUGUGAGGCACGAAGCUACCCUGUUGCCCAUGCAAGAAGAUCUGUCAAUCUGGUUAUCCGGUUUAUUAGGUAUUGAAGUUAAGGCAGAAAGGUUAUUGGAAGAACUUGAUAAUGGAGUACUGUUAUGCCAACUGAUUGAUGUUCUUCAAAACACGGUGAAAACAUGCAACUCUGAAGAACCAGUGAAUUUUCCAAUGAGAAAAGUGCCCUGUAAGAAAGAUGCUGCAUCAGGUUCGUUCUUUGCUAGAGACAAUACUGCGAACUUCCUUCACUGGUGCAGGCACAUCGGGGUUGAUGAGACUUACCUCUUUGAAUCUGAAGGUUUAGUUUUGCACAAAGAUCCGAGACAGGUGUAUCUUUGUCUUCUUGAAAUUGGUCGAAUUGUGUCAAGAUAUGGGGUUGAGCCUCCAGUAUUAGUAAAAUUUGAGAAAGAAAUUGAGCUAGAAGAGACCUUACUUAAUACUUCUGGGCCUGAAGAUUCCAUCAGCAUUCCAAAAUCAUGCUGUCAACAUGAAGAGCUUCACGAAGCUGUUAAACACAUCGCUGAAGACCCUCCUUGUAGUUGUUCUCAUCGAUUUUCUAUUGAGUACUUAUCUGAAGGACGGUAUCGACUAGGAGAUAAAAUACUUUUUAUAAGAAUGCUUCACGGAAAACAUGUCAUGGUCCGUGUCGGUGGAGGCUGGGAUACUCUUCAAGGAUUUUUGCUUAAAUAUGACCCCUGUCGAAUAUUACAGUUUGCUACACUAGAACAGAAAAUUCUAGCAUUUCAAAAAGGAGUUUCUAAUGAAAGUGUGCCUGAUUCGUCCGCCAGAGCACCUCAGCCUCCUGAAAUGAAUCCUUUGUCAGCAGUUAGCAUGUUUCAGAAACAAAAUUCAAACCCUGGCACACCAGUUGGUAUUCCAAGGAGCAAAGAGAAGCAGGUACGUCUGCCAGGUGUGUUGCCACCAGCAUCUUCCCUGAAAGGAGGCAGUCUGGCCUGUGGGUCAGUCCGUUCUAAAUUUCCAAAUUCUCCAGCAGCGUCCUCUCAUCUCAAACUCAGAUCUUCAAAGGACGUAGCAAAGAAACCGCAGGCUCCUUCAAACGAUGCAUCAUCUUCAUCUGCUUCUUUAAAUCCAGUAGGUAAAAGCACUUUUUCACCAGCUUUGUUAAGAACUGCACCUUGUGUAUCUGAGUCGUUGAGAAAAUGUAUCUCAUCACCCAGUACUCCAAAGGCCAAGCUUAUUCCAGCCCAGAAGUCAAGAGAUGUGCCUGAGUCUACACUUUUGCCAAAUAAGUGUUCUGGAAAAAUUGAACCAAAGCAUUUGAAACACCAUCAUGUGUCUUCCAGGGAUUAUGCAGUCUCUCACUCAGCUACACAUUUAAAUUCAUCAUCAAAGUGUCCAAAGCCACCUAAGGCAAAUCUGCACCUAAAGCCUAACCCUUCUCCUUCUUUCCAGUCUCCUGCAAAAGUGACAACAUCCAGUUCCAAAACCAUAACCACGGGUCUGAGAACACAGUCUCAGCCACGUGUUGGAGCUCUGCAAGCGGGGGCAAUGCCAGCACAGAAACUUAAGUCAGCCUUGAAUUUAAACCAGCCACUUUCUGUAACCUCAGUUGCUCCUGCAAAAGCUGCAGAGAAGUCGAAAGAUAAGAAUAUGGUUUCAGUUGCCAAAAAGCAGCCUCAGAAUAAAAGCACGUCCCAGAAGACAGGACCCAGCUCCUCUAGGUCCCCGGGCCGUACCCCGCUGUGCAUUGUGAGUCUUCCCCAGUCUUCUGCCAAAGCACAACCUGAACCAAAGUCAGCACAGACUGCCACCAAGAGCCAGUGCUUAGCCAAAGGGCCUCCCAAAAGUGGCAAAGCCCCGGCUGCAACCAGGAAACCACCCUCAUCUGGCAAGGAGGCAGUUAGUGGAGAUAAAAAACCUUCUGCAAAGAAGAAGGAAGACGAUGAUCAUUAUUUUGUUAUGACUGGAAGUAAAAAACCUAGAAAAUAA